AUGUCUCUCGCCUCGCUCGACCAAGCAAUCUCAAAUGUCCUCGCCGACUGGGGCAUCACAACCACCAUUCUAGCACUUGCUCUGGCAGCAUACCUAGUCUAUCCAGUCGUCUUCCCACAUGAACCAGACACACAUCCGCUUUUGCUAGCCAGACAAGCUAUAGCGAGUCCCGUGAGAAAGAAGGGGGAGUCCGCAAUCUACAGAUCGCCAGAAGUACCACACGGAUAUCCUCUGCGAACAGGGCUUAAUGUAAAAGAUCCAUCGGCGCCAAAAUGGGCGGCAGGAAAGGAUGGAGACAUUCGAGAUAUAUGGAGGGAGGUGCAAAGGGGCGGUAAAGCUGGUGAUGACGGCAAGCAGAUACCGAAAGGAUUGAUACUGAGCGUAUUCGGCAAAGAAGAGCUUGUGGACCACGACAUUGAUGACUUGAGCAAGGAGAUCAGCACAAUUGGAAACCACUUCAAGCAAGCAGGUAUCAAGAAAGUGGCCAUCUACCUACCCAACAGUGUAGAGUACCUCUUGACGCUUUUCGCUGCCACCUUUUACGGUGUCACACCAAUACUCCUCCCAUACAAUCUCCCACACCCGAAGGUCUACCACUUCCUCAGCGGUACUGGUGCCGAUGGCCUCGUCUGUGCAGCAGGCAACCUGCCACUCAACGACUUAUCCCAGGCAUGCAAGAAUCUGCGGCUUCUGACAUGGGUCGUGGAAAAGACAAGUAGACACAUGGACUGGAAUGGCGUGCCAGAUGAAGCUGCUGGCCGAUUGGUGGUCUCGGUCUGGCACGAUGUGGUGGAAGAGAACAAGGCUACUGCCACAACAGAACUUCCAAGCAAUGAUACCGGUGACACACCUGGCGACAUUGUCACUGUAUGGCAGCCUUCGAAUCCUGCCAUCCUCCCUCAAAUCGUGCCAUUCACGCAGACAAACAUGGUCGCCGCCAUCGCUGCCCUCGUCACAGCUAUUCCGAUGCGACAGCGACUGUCUCCAGCCGACCUGGUCCUCCCCGCCGACACAUUCACACACAACUACGUCCUCUGCCAGACGCUUGCCGCACUUUACAUGCAUUGCAGUCUAGCCAUUACAUCUGUUGCAGCACCCGGCGUCGACUUGCAGGUCGCAAGACGAGGCGUUGCACCUACCGUCAUCAUUGCUUCCGCCGAGACCAUGGUCAAGUUGCACCAGGAAGAGACCGCGGGCAUCUCAUCAGGCCUCCAGCGCUUCGGCAAGUACUCUCAAGACCAGACAGUUGCCGCCGGUCGCAUGCCUACCGAUGGCAUCCUCUUCAAGCUUCUCGCUCCAAAAUCAGGAAGCACGGAGCCUGGCAAGCUUCGCCUCAUCCUGACCUCCGACCGUCUUGGCGCUGGCUCGCCUACUCUCACAUCAACCAUGCUCAGCGAUCUACGCAUCUUCACCAGAAGCCGAAUCAUCUACGCUCUUACAACCGCCAGAGUUGCAGGCGCUAUUGCGCAGACGAACGUGUUUGACUAUCGACGAGUGGAUGGCACCGAACCCAGCCACUUCGGUGUCCCGCUCGGCAGUGUCGAAAUCAAGUACCUCAAUCCCGACGAGAAAGCUCUCAGCUCUCCCGAGCCAAGUGGCAACCUGGUCGUCAUGGGCCCGGCUGUCGCCGGAGGGGAGGUGAAGCUUGAUGUACAGAUGAAAAUGCGCGAGGAUGGUUGCAUUGUAUAUGGAUGA
This is a messenger RNA of Pseudocercospora fijiensis CIRAD86, 1695 nucleotides long. RefSeq lists its product as uncharacterized. Gene Ontology annotation, cellular component: membrane; endoplasmic reticulum. Gene Ontology annotation, molecular function: long-chain fatty acid-CoA ligase activity. The coding region runs from base 1 to 1695 and encodes 564 amino acids. The transcript has 2 exons. NCBI's taxonomy places the organism in Eukaryota, Fungi, Ascomycota, Dothideomycetes, Mycosphaerellales, Mycosphaerellaceae. The record is from RefSeq and is a predicted model, not a curated record.